This is a messenger RNA of Fomitopsis serialis, 543 nucleotides long. RefSeq lists its product as uncharacterized. The transcript has 5 exons. NCBI's taxonomy places the organism in Eukaryota, Fungi, Basidiomycota, Agaricomycetes, Polyporales, Fomitopsidaceae. Bases 96 to 458 code for a protein of 120 amino acids. The record is from RefSeq and is a predicted model, not a curated record.
GUGGUACCACCUCGACAACUGUGUCUCUGCAAGGAUCGCGCGACACACAUACGGCACACCUAUGAACCCGUGGUACAACGCCUCCGAUCCUGAACAUGUCAGUCGCAAGGAUAAGGUCUAUACUGCCCGUGGGAGGCUUCGCCACCCUAGUACCUAAGGGAACCUCCGAGCAGGAAACGAAAGAGUUCAGUUUUGCGGUUGCCUCGUACUACGCGCAGCCUCAAGACAUGUCCCUAUCAGCCUCUCUGAUGGCUUACCGGGGACGCGUCGCUGUAUCGCACUGGAUGGAUGUGGAGCUGGCAUAUUCAUUCUUCACGCUCUGUCGUGUCACGGCCGAGCCCCCACAGAGCGCAUGGAACAAGCACGACGGCCCGAAAAAGUCUUACCGGGAGCAGCAUUACGAUGUUAUAAUGCGGGUCAACGGAGAUGAAGGCGCAGAUCGGUUGGUGGGAAAAUAACUGACAGGGUGUUCAGAAGAGGACGGCUACGGCCGCUGUGUAUGAUAACGGACUUUGAGCCGUCACAGCUCUCAACCAAAUCGGC